CUCUAACGGGGACUCUAACGGACAGUAAACCUUACCGCAGCUGUUUGGCCAUUGAUCGUUGGAGGCCAAACUUGUGAUGAUGAAUUUUGCCCGGCCCACGAUAGCCCUAGUACCAGUUGAUGGAGGAAUACUGGAGCUGGCGACAACUGUCUCGGUCCCCGAAAACACUUCCAUCAUGCGUUUGGUGGCUUCUGUGUUCAACGACAACGAAUCGGCCCUUCCUAGUCUCAGCGAUGCCUGCAGAAGAGCAUUUAAUGGUAGAGCCGCAGUAAAUGGAUCUGUCCCUCAGCAUCCUAGGUACGGCGGCAAGAAUGCAGCCUCCUACACGUCGAAGUGCGUGCAAAAUCAUGCAGUUGCGCGUCUAGACGGAGACGAAGACGAAGACGAAGGCGUCGUCGGGUAUGGCACUGACAAAGACGAAGACGAAGACGAAGACGAAGACGACGACGAUAGAGACAUAGAUGACGACGACGGAGGAGAAGGAGUGCCGUACGAUGCCAAUGGUUUGCGUUCUUCAGCGCGAGACGAAGACGAAGACGAAGACGAAGACGAAGACGAAGGUGGAGGUGGAGGUGGAGGUGGAGAAGAAGAUGAAGAAGGAGAUGGAAAGUGACAUAUUGACGUAGACGGAGACAGGUACGGAGCGGGGUAGCAUGCGAGGCGGUAAACUGUGUUCUUUAGUUGCGGAUGGUUUUUUUUUUUUUUUUUUUCGUUUGGCGUUUUGUUUUCUGUACUGUGCUUUAAACGGUUGUGUUUUCUGUAGCGGUGCCACUGUGACAAUGAGGAUAGUGUCAGCGAAGGACAAAGGAGUGUACUUAGGUAGGAUGACAGGCGGUUUUUUGUGUUCUUUGGCUCCUUUCGUUUUUCCGGUUGGAUGAAAUUUUGUGUUUCUGUAGGUGUGACACACUGUUGGAAGGUCGCAACAAAGGUAGCCUCCC
This is a messenger RNA of Chara braunii, 938 nucleotides long. Lineage: Eukaryota; Viridiplantae; Streptophyta; Charophyceae; Charales; Characeae. The record is from the annotation of a GenBank genome assembly.